Molecule: messenger RNA, 690 nt
Organism: Histoplasma capsulatum G186AR
Lineage: Eukaryota; Fungi; Ascomycota; Eurotiomycetes; Onygenales; Ajellomycetaceae
Product: 60S acidic ribosomal protein P0
Exons: 3
Coding region: 12-398 (128 amino acids)
Biological process (GO): cytoplasmic translation; ribosomal large subunit assembly
Cellular component (GO): cytosolic large ribosomal subunit
Molecular function (GO): structural constituent of ribosome; large ribosomal subunit rRNA binding
Source: RefSeq, a predicted model, not a curated record
UUACCUACGGUAUGACUGUGGCUCAGAUCUACGAUGACGGCCAGACCUUCAGCCCCGAUGUUUUGGACGUUGGCGAGGAGCAGCUGUUGUCCAGCCUUCAGUCUGCCAUCCGGACCAUCACCACCAUAUCUCUGGCCACAAACUUCCCCACCCUGCCAUCUGUCAUGCAUUCGGUUGUCAACUCCUACAAGAACAUGAUUGCGAUUGCGCUCGAGACGGAAUACGGAUGGAGCGAGAUCGAAGAGCUCAAAGAUCGCGUUGCCAACCCUGAGGCCUAUGCUGCUGCUGCCCCUGCUGCCGAAGCUGCAAAGGGAGAAGAGACAAAGGAGGCUGCCAAGGAGGAGUCGGAGCCUGAGGAAAGCGAAGAUGAAGGAGGGUUUGGUGACCUUUUCGGCUAAACGCAACAUUGCUUUGAUUCCUACUCCGAGAUAUUAAUGCAAAUGAAUGUAGCAUAUCUAUGGCCUUUAUGUCUUGCGCACUAGAUCAAAUGCAAAACUGCAUAAAAACAAUAAACAAAUUGACCCAAGCUCGCCUACCAACGCGAGCUUCGAAUUUGAUGUGUAUUUUUUUUUUGUCAAAUUAUAUUAUCCAACGCACCAAUAGAUCACACCAACAACGGGAUCCGCGCCAGUUCCCGACUAAAGUAACUGCUAGUUUUUACACUCGAAUUAUGUAUUCUCCGCCGUCCGG